Salmo salar (Atlantic salmon) is the source of this 1101-nucleotide messenger RNA. Its product is annotated as adenylate kinase 2, mitochondrial-like. Lineage: Eukaryota; Metazoa; Chordata; Actinopteri; Salmoniformes; Salmonidae. Gene Ontology annotation, biological process: ADP biosynthetic process. Gene Ontology annotation, molecular function: ATP binding; AMP kinase activity. The record is from RefSeq and is a predicted model, not a curated record.
CCCGGAUGUUAUAACAAGAAAUUUGCUUACUAUUCCAGCAAAUCAGCGUGUAGACGUUUAACUGAGCCAUCUAAUGACCAAUGAGAGGGAAGUAUUUUCUAAUAAGGGGCGGGCUUUAAUCCUAAACAGCAAGAAAUAAGUCGCUGACACUUCCUUUCGUGGUCAAGUUGGCAGAUAACAAAAGUGGCUCAAGGACGGUUAAAGUGAACAUGGCCCCCAGCAUGCAAUUAAACGAUGCCGUGUCCGAUGUUAAAAAGGGAAUUCGGGCAAUCCUUCUCGGACCCCCUGGUGCUGGGAAAGGAACACAGGCUCCUCGGUUGGCAGAGCAGUACUGCGUGUGUCAUCUGGCCACGGGGGACAUGCUGAGGGCCAUGGUGGCGUCUGGCUCUGAGCUCGGCAAGCGGCUCAAGGAGACCAUGGAUGCCGGGAAACUGGUCAGUGACGAGAUGGUGGUAGAACUCAUAGAAAAGAACCUGGACACGCCUCCCUGUAAGAAGGGGUUCCUAUUGGACGGAUUCCCCCGCACAGUGAAACAAGCAGAGAUGCUGGAUGACUUGCUGGAGAAGCGCACAGAGAAGCUGGACUCUGUGAUUGAGUUCUCCGUCGACGACUCCCUACUGGUGCGCAGGAUCUGUGGCAGACUAAUUCACCAGCCUAGCGGUCGCUCCUACCAUGACGAGUUCAACCCACCCAAAGAGCCCAUGAAGGAUGACGUGACGGGGCAGCCGCUGAUGCGCCGCAGCGACGACAACGCGUCGACGCUGCGCUCGCGGCUGGAGGCCUACCACCGGCAGACGGUGCCCUUAGUCAAGUACUACAGCGCCCGCGGCCUGCACAAGGCCGUUGAUGCCGCCCAGUCCCCCGACGUUGUCUUCGCCUCCAUCCUCGCCGCCUUCUCCUCGGCCACAGCCUCCCCCUGUAAAGACCUGGUGCUCUUCGUCUAAGCUCCCUUCCACUUCAGUCGCUUCUUCACUCUCAGGACUCUGCUAUUUGAAUCCCUGCUUCUCCGAGUGCAAUCUACCAGUAAUAAGUGAAGCCAUCUUGGAAUUGACUUUGAUUAUGUUUCCCUUCUAAUAAAAAGAUGCUUUUCUACAAUCAUGA